AUGGGCAAAGUCAUAAGCAUGGUGUGGAUAAUGAUGGUACUAGCGGUAAUUGUGAUAGGAGGCGAAGCAAAAACGGAAAUAGAGUGCAGUGUGAUUUGUCGAAGCCAUUGCAGUCGCGCGUCACCAGCGUCAGAAUGCGCGGCUUGUCAUCAGAAAUGUUACCAAUCUCCACCGGCUACAGUGAGAGCCUCCAACCGCCACGUCAUUGGUUCGGAUUAA
Messenger RNA from Thlaspi arvense, 219 nucleotides. NCBI's taxonomy places the organism in Eukaryota, Viridiplantae, Streptophyta, Magnoliopsida, Brassicales, Brassicaceae. The record is from the annotation of a GenBank genome assembly.